CGUUGUUCGCAACGAUCAGAUCACACGCCCGGCCGCCUCUUCCCGCGCUCCCCGCCUCGGAUCCAGGCGUCCGUGCCCCGUCGACGUGCGCAAGCUUCUCAGGGGGCCACAGACAGCAGCACCGCCUUCCCAACCGCGCAUGCCCCCCACCACGUUUGCCUCAAUUUUUGACGGGCCUUCCAGGGAUUAGCAGGGUUCUGCACCAAUCACCGCUCUCGCUAGGACGCCGUCAGCCCAUGUCUCCAUGGCAACCUUUUGCAGAAAAAAGGGGCACUCCUCCACUGCCCGCCCGGACUGCAAAUUGCAAAGAGGCCCGGCCCAGUGCUUUCUGGGAAAUGUAGUCGGCUGGGCCCUCCGUGUGCGCUAGCGCCGCGCGACGUUCCUUUGUGUUCGUGAGCGGUAGGCGGGCCUGGGAGUCUCCAUGGUAACCGUGGGGCCGACCCGACGGUCUCCAGCGCAACCCCGGGGACCUGGCAGAGGCAGGUAUGGCAGGAGAGGCCAAGAGGCUGCCAUUGGGGGCACAUUGGUAGCUACUGUGGAUAGGCCCUGGGGAGAGACCUCAUCAAGGUGCGUGGCUCAGGGAGGUGGAAUGAAGACAACUCCCCGGCUGCCAAUGUCGGGGAAGGCACCCCUUGGUGGGAUUGGCCUCCGCCACAGUGCCAAGCGGGACCGAAAGUCCAUCACCUUGCAUGUGAAGUUAGAGGUGCUCCGGAGGUUUGAGGAAGGUGAGAAGCUGACUCAGAUUGCCCGGGCCCUGGGGCUGGCCACCUCUACCGUCGCUUCCAUCCGUGUCAACAAGGACAAGAUCCGGGCCAAUUCUCAGGCAGCCACCCCUGUCAGCGCCACGCAGCUGACCCGCUGCCGGGGUGUGGUGAUGGGCCAUAUGGAACGCUUGCUGAGCCUAUGGAUUGAGGAGCAAAAGCGGCAGAACCUGCCCAUCAGCACACUGCUCAUCCAGGAGAAGGCACGACGGCUCUUUGUGCAGCUGCAGCAUGAGCAGGGUAAUGGCACUCAGGCUGAGACCUUUGGGGCCAGUAAUGGCUGGUUUGCCCGAUUCAAGGCUCGCCACAAUGUGCUUUUGACAGAUGAGCCAUCUGUGGCUGACACCCAGGCUGCUGCCCACUAUCCCCCAGUGCUGCGCACCAUUCUGGAGGAGGGCUGCUACUCACCAUGCCAGGUCUUCAAUGUGGACGAGACGGGCCUGUUCUGGAAGCGGCUCCCGGAGCGCAUGCUGCUGGCCCUGGAAGGGGCAGCCGGGCCUGGCCUCAAGGCCUCCAAGGACCACCUGACUCUGCUGCUUGGUGGCAAUGCAGCCGGUGAUUUCAAACUGAAGCCGCUGCUGGUGUACCCCUCAGAGAACCCACGUGCCCUCAAGGGCUGCUCCAAGGCCAGCCUUCCUGUGGUCUGGCGCUCUAACCGCAAUGACUGGCUGACACCCAGCAUCUUCCAGGAGUGGUUUACUGGCUGCUUCUGCCCUGCCGUGGAGAGCUACUGUGCCAGCCACGGCCUCCCACACCGAGCCCUGUUGCUCUUGGAUGGCGCGCCCUGCCACCCUGCUCAUCUGGGUGGCCUCUCAGCCCACGUGCGAGUUGAGUUCCUGCCCAAGAACACAUCGGCCCUGAUCCAGCCUAUGAACCAGGGUGUCAUUGCCACAUUCAAGGCCCAUUACCUGCGCCGCACGCUCAGCCAGCUGGUCCAGGAGACAGCUGGGGAAGACCGGCCCUCUGUGCGGGAAUUCUGGCGCAGCUACACUGUUGUGACUGCUGUGGACAAUAUAGCCGAAGCCUGGGCAGAGCUGCAGCCUGCCACCAUGAAUAGUGCCUGGAGGAAGCUCUGGCCCGAGUGUGUCCCCUCUGGCACCCCCGAGCCUGACACCGUGCCUCAGCUCCGUCGCAGCAUUGUCGCACUAGCCAGCCAUGUGGGCCUUGGAGAUGCAGCUGAGGCCGAUGUCGCCAGCCUCCUGCAGGCCCAUGGGGAGCCCCCACCCCACGGCAGCCCCCAGGAUGCAGAAGAUGGGGACAUCAGCGGCUCUGGGUUGACCUGGAAGGCAGGGAAAGUCUCGGUCUCCAGAAAACCAGAGCCAGAUUUCACAGAGGCUAUGCAGGUCAGGGCCAGGGCAGCAGCGGCACUGGAAUCAGCCGGCACAGGGCGGGAAAACACAUAUUCUUUAGCUAUGUCUGGAGAGAGGGAUGCAGAUAGAGCCUCCUCCGUUUCUGGCCAGAAGAUCCCUCUGCAGAGGCCGCCCAGUGCAAGCCAGCGCCACAGCACCGAGGGGGACCGCGAGGCUAUCAACCUGCAGGUGAAGCUUGAGAUGUUGUGGUGCUUCGAAGCUGGAGAGAAGCGUAGCAGAAUCGGGAAGGUGUUGGGGCUGUCCGCCUCCACUGUGGCCACCAUUUGUGACAACAAGGAGAAGAUCCAAGCGAGUUCCCAGCGGCCACCAGAUUGACGCGCAGCCGCAGCCUGGCGGUGGAGAAGAUGGAGCGGCUGCUAAGCGUGUGGACCGAGGACCAGAACCAGCGCAACGCGCCCAUCAGUGUCAUCCUCGUCCCGGAGAAGCCUCGCAGCCUGUCUGAGGACCUCAGGUGGGAGCAGGGUGAGGGUGCCCCAUCGGAGGCCUUCGGGGCUAGUUGAGGGUGCCUGGCCUUGGGGUGGGUGUCGAGGCUGUGGGCCCAACUGCGGCAGCCGUGCGCAAGUACCCCGCGUUGUGCGGAGAGUGAUCCAGGAGGGCGGGUACCACCCCGGCUGGUGUUCAGCGUGGAUGAGACUGGGCUUUCUGGAAGCGACUGCCUGCCAGGAUGCUCCUCUCCCUGGAGGAGAAGUCAGCCCGAGAUCUCCUGACGCCGCGGCUUGCUGGCAGUGCGGCCGGCAGCUUCAAGGUGAAGCUGCUGCUGCUGUAUCCCUCGGAGAACCUGCAUGCCCUCAGGGGCUGCUCCAGGCCCAACCUGCCCGUGGUGUGGCGUUCACACACGGAGGCCUGGUGACCACGAGCAUCCUCCAGGAGUGGUUUGUGCCCUUCUGCCCAGCUGUGGAGAGGGACUGUGCCCGGUACGGCCUCCCGUACGAAGCCCUGCUCAUCCUGGACCGUGCCCCUGGCCACCCUGGGAGCCUGGAUGACCUCUCAGACCACGUGCGUGUGCUGUACCUGCCCAAGAAAACCGUGGCCCUCGUCUAGCCCAUGAACCAGGGCAUUGUUGCCACCUUCAAGGCCUUCUACCCACGGACGGUCUUCCGCCUGUUGGCGUUGCGGGUGGGAGGCAGGGACCAGCAGUCGGUGGUCCUUGACUUCUGGUGAGACUACAGCAUUCUUUUUGUUUGUUUGUUUGUUUAUUUAUUUGACAGAGAGAGACACAGCGAGAGAGGGAACACAAGCAGGGGGAGUGGGAGAGGGAGAAGGAGGCUUCCCGCUGAGCAGGGAGCCCGAUGCGGGGCUCGAUCCCAGGACCCUGGGACCAUGACCUGAGCCGAAGGCAGACGCUUAACGACUGAGCCACCCAGGCACCCCUGCUACAUCUUUCUCAAUGAGCCACAUCCCUACCCCUUUAAAUAUGCAUAAUAUAAUAUAAGACAAUUGUACUUAAAGCUAUUUUUAAAAAAAAUUUUUUUAAAGACUUUAUUUAUUUUUCAACAGAGAGAGACAGUGAGAGAGGGAACACAAGCAGGGGGAGUGGGAGAGGGAGAAGCAGGGAGCCCAAUGCGGGGCUCGAUCCCAGGACCCUGGGAUCCUGACCUGAGCCGAAGGCAGAUGCUUAACGACUGAGCCACCCAGGCGCCCCGAGACUGCAGCAUUCUUGACACUGCCUACAACAUCUCUGAGUCCUGGGAGGAGGUCCCGCCAGCUACCCUGAAUGGGGGGUGGAGGAAGCUGUGGCGCGAGGGCAUCCAGCAGGAUGCCAACAGGCUGCAUGUAGCAACUCUGCCGCAGAUCCUGCAGGACAUCCUGGCACUGGCCCAUGGUGUGGGUUUUAGAGAGGUGACCGAGGCAGAUGAGGUGGAGCUGCUGCAGAGCCCCGGGCGGGCUCUCCAAUGAGGAGCUGAUGGGACCAGAGAGGGGCAUGUGACUGCAGAGGAGGGUGAGGAUGGCGCGCCCAGCUCACCGCCAGACACCGGGCCAUGGCUUUGGCACACUGUGAUGCUGGCCUGCAGAUCAUCAGUGGCGAUGACCCCAACCUGGAGUGCAGCCUCAGAGUCUGCCGGGCCAUAAACAACAUCGUCAGCUGCUAUCGGGAGGCUUUCAAGGAGAAGAGAGGCCCCAAGUAGUGGUGGUGGUGCUGGUGGCAGGGGCUUGGGAGCUCCGGGCACACAGGACUCUGUCAGGGAGAGGGCUUCCUCAUGACUCCCUUUGUUCAUGUUGAAGUUGCAAUGGCCUGAAUUUUUCCAUUUCAUUGUGUUAAUUCCCCAAAUGAUUUUUAUCAGCAAAUAAUUUCUUAUCCCAAGUGAACUUCUCAAAUACAUGGUUUUAAAAGCCGUGAUGAAUUCUCAAGUGUGAUUUGUGUGUGUGUGUGUGUGUGUGUGUCCUGGGCCCUUUGGAGGAAAGCGUACCAAGUUUCUUAAUGGAAGUCUUUGACAAAGCCCAGCUCACUGUGCAGCAUGCCCAGCAGUGUUCCUGUGCUUGUGAGCUCUCCCUCUGUUUAGUGUGGGACUCUUGGAGCUGUGUGGACAUUCAGUCAGGAGAGGGGUUUUGCUUGGUUUCUGGUCAUCUCAUCUCUCAGCUGGGCUUUAGGCCCUGCAGACAGAAAAGGCUGACCCCAGAUGAGCCUCCAAAGGGACCCAGUGAUACGGAGAGUAGGUUUGGGUGGGAGGAGUGCCUGGCCACACACCCCCGUGCUCUGUUCCUCUGGGGCCUUGGGUGCUAAUUGUCAACCUGUCCUGUUCUCUGGAAUGGUGUUGUGUCCCCACUGACUGGCUAGGGAGAGAGGAGAGACUUCAACCCCUGGUGGGUGAGCUUGGGAGGCAGCAUACUCACCAGGCCUCCCAGCCCCUAGCAAGGGGCAUCCUCAUGGCUGCAGGUUUCUCUUGGCCAAAACUGGAUGCUAAUUCCUUUCUUCUCGUUUCCUUUCUUCUCGUCUCCUCCCCUGCUCUCUCUGCCUUGCACUCCCUUUGUUUACUGGUUUCCAUUUGACUUCUGCCAUGCCCCUUUGACUUCUCCCUGUGGACACGGCUUAUUCCAGACAGGGGUGGCAUUUGGAGAAAGGCCCCGGAUCCCACGAGGGAAGACUGGGGGCCACCCAGUGCCCUGCAGAAGGCAGCCUUCGGGGAUGUGAGCUGUUUGGGUAAGGAUGUGGAUUUUGGGGAGCAGGUUGGCCUUAUUGCCGGACACAUAGGCCUUCAGGUGAGUGGUCUGUUUCCAGCCAUGGAUUCCUGCUGAAGAAAGCCUUCACCUGAGCCUACCCUCUUUCCACAGGAGUGGGGAGAGGGAGGGCUAGCUUAGGGGAUUGGUUAUUGUUUAAAUUUGACCUGAAGGUUUUGCUUUGGGGCCAAGAUGCCCACACAUCUCCCAUCUGCCUUCUGUACACACCUGCGCACACCUGGCUGAGAUAUGCCCAGACUUGACCUCAAAUUACAUGCAGGAAAUGAGUACUACCUGCUGGCUGGACCUGUUGCACCCAAGCAGACUCUUCUGCCCUAGUGGUGGGGCCAGCUCUGGCAUCUCCUGGGAGUGGCCACCGUGGGUGUAUCUUGGGAUCCCAGGGUUGCUGGUCAGCUUCUCCCAUUUGGGUGCCUGCACCACUUAAUGUAGAAUCAGAGUCGGAUCAGAGCCUGACUUUAAACACCCUUGGGGACAUUAAUCAGGUAAGGGAAGAGUCACUUGUUAUUAGUUGGCCAUGGGGCAUGUGGCCCAUCUCCAUUUGGGAGUCCAAGCCUGCUGGUCAGUGAGUGCCCAGCUGCCCUGGCAGGGGGACCUGGGCGAGUGUUUUCAGUAAACUGUACCUGCUCUAGUUUCCAGCCAGUACAGCUCCUCACCUUUGUCUCAGUUCCCAGCUGCAUCCAGGGAGGAUCUUGGGUGUGAUGCCAAACAACAGUUUUAUCACUGUUUUAACCUUUUACUGUCUAAAAAGAGAGAAGACAAUUCCAUGUAUUUCAAGUGACAAAUAUAGCGAGCUAGUCGAACAAGUGAAGCAUACCAAACCAGAAAAGAGGAAUCUACCCUCUCUCUCUGCCAACUGAAGCGAUUUCUCAUUUGCCUUGGGAAUGAGGAAAUGCUAAUUGUCCCCCUGUCAGAAGGCAACUCGAGCUUUUGCUACUAUGUCAAAAAUGAUCACAUGUAGGAUGUGCUGCAUGAGCCCAUGUUAGCAUUGUGCAUGGAGCCUAGGAUGCUGGCAGAGCUGAAGAGAUACAAGAAUGUGACGCAGGAAGCCAUACUCCUGUGCUUGAAGCUAUGCAAACCCUGCCAGCGUUAAGUUGCAUCCUGUAGAGAAAGGUAUGUUGUUGAAGACUGAUGUUUGUGGAGACGAGGAGCUGGUGCCAGGUGGACCUUAUUGACAUGCAGUCUCAGGCUGGUGGACCGUUCAAAUUCAUCAUGGUCUACCGGGGUCACACCCCCAAAUUUGUCUAGUAGAGGCCUCUGGCCAGCAAAAGUGCUAUGGACAUGGCCAGAUGUCUGCUAGGUAUAUUCUGUAUCUUUUUUUUUUUUUUAAGAUUUUAUUUACUUAGAGCAUGUGAGCCAGGGGAGGGGCAGAGGGGGAGAGAGAGAGAGAAGCAGACUUCCCACUGAGCGCAGAGCCCUAUGCAGGGCUCAAUCUCACAGCCCUGAGAUCAUGACCUGAACUGAAACCAAGAGCAGAUGCUUAACCGAUGAGCCACCCAGGCACCCCAAAUCUUCUGCAUCUUUGGGGCCCUUUCUAGUCUCUAGUCUGAAAUGGAAGAUACUUUGCAAAUGAGGUAAAUGGUGUGUGGAAAGGCACGUGGAGUGGCUUAAAGAUUGUGACCAGGAAGCAACAUCUGAGCCAGAGCCCAGGCAGCGUGGAGCAGGGCCACCAAGACAUCCAGAACUUUGUGACUUGGUAGAGGGGACCAGCGCAUGGCCCUUGGUGCUGCACUUUGUCCAAGUGAUGAAGAACAGAAUUUUGUUAUUUUAGUUAUUUUUUUGUUUUUAAAGAUUUUAUUAUUUUUAUUUUUUAAGGAUUUUAUUUAUUUGACAGAGCACGGGAGAAGCAGAGGGAGAGGGAGAAGCAGACUCCCUGCUGAGCAGGGAGCCUGACGCGGGGCUCGAUCCCAGGACCCUUGGAUAAUGACCUGAGCUGAAGGCAGAUGCUUAACCAAAUGAGGCACCCAGGUAUCCCUGGUGUUUGGCUUCUACCUUCUUGCUUUUCAAAAAUAUCUGUUGGUAUUCCAAGAAAUGAUUGGAAAAUGCUAACUCAGGCAAAGGUUUUCUUUUUUUUGGUUGUUUAAAUUUUUAUUUAAAUUCCAGUUAGUUAGGAGUGCCUGGGUGUCUCAGUCAGUUGAGUGUCCAACUCUUGAUUUCUGCUCAGGUCAUGAUCUCAGGGUCGUGAGACCGAGCCCGCUCUGCGCUGAGUGUGGAGCCUGCUUAAGAUUCUCUCUCUCCUUCUCCCUCUGACCCUUGCCUCCCAUCCUCCUGAAUCACUGAAUUCUACUCCAGAAACCAAUAAUGCUCUGUAUGUUAACUACCUAAAAUUUAAAUAAUAAGCCAUAACUUAAAAAUACAUUGGAAGCCAAUAAACAUCUUUACUAAACAUGACACUUUGACCUAAAUCUAAAUCUAAACUUCAAAAAAAUAAUAAAUUCCAGUUAGUUAACAUACAGUGUAAUAUUAGUUAUUAAUUUCAGGUGUACAAUAUAGUGAUUCAGUACUUCUAUACAACGCCCGGGGCUCAUCACAGGUGCACUUCUUAAUCCCCAAUCAUCAGGUUGUUCUGUAUGGUUAAGAGUCUGGUUUUUGGAUUACCUCUCUCUCUUCUUUCCCCCCUUGCUCAUUUGUUUUGUUUCUUAAAUUGCACAUAUGAGUGAAAUCAUAUGGUAUUUGUCUUUCUCUGACUGACUUAAUUCACUUAGCAUAAUACUCUCUAGCUCCAUCCAUGUCCUUGAAAAUGGCAAGAUUUCAUUCUUUUUUUUUUUUUUUUAAAGAUUUUAUUUAUUUGACAGAGAGAGAGACAGUGAGAGAGGGAACACAAGCAGGGGGAGUGAGAGAGGGAGAAGCAGGCUCCUGGCUGAGCAGGGAGCCCGAUGCGGGGCUCGAUCCCAGGACCCUGGGAUCAUGACCUGAGCCGAAGGCAGACACUUAAUGACGGAGCCACCCAGGUGCCCUGAGAUUUCAUUCUUUUUAAUGGCUGAGUAAUAUUACAUUGUAUCUAGAUACCAUAUCUUCUUUAUCCAUUCAUCUGUUGAUGGACAUCUGGGCUGUUUCCAUAAUUUGGCUAUUGCAGAUAAUGCUAAAAUAAACAUCAGGGUGCAUGUAUCCCUUUGGAUUGGUAUUUUUGUAUUCUUUGGGUAAAUACCUAGUAGUGCAAUUGCUGAAUCUUAGGGUAGCUCUAUUUUUAACUUUCUGAGGAACCGCCAUAUGUUAUCAGGGAGUGGGUUCCUGUUGGAGCACAAUGCUCUAUCGGCCCAAACAAAUAUUAGACAAACCUGGAAACCUUUUCUUCCCCUGGAAUAUUAGACAAACCUGGAAACCUUUUCUUCCCCUGGAGGAAGCAUGCAAGAUGGAGGUUUGAGGAUGGAUCCAUUAAAAUGUAGAAUUCAGGGCGCCUAGGUAGCUCAGUUGGUUGAGCAACUGACUUUUUUUUAAAGAUUUAUUUGAGAGAGAGAGCACGAUCGGGAGGGGCAGA
Mirounga angustirostris (Northern elephant seal) is the source of this 8783-nucleotide messenger RNA. Its product is annotated as tigger transposable element-derived protein 1-like. Lineage: Eukaryota; Metazoa; Chordata; Mammalia; Carnivora; Phocidae. Gene Ontology annotation, cellular component: nucleus. The record is from RefSeq and is a predicted model, not a curated record. The transcript is spliced from 3 exons. Gene Ontology annotation, molecular function: DNA binding. The coding region runs from base 422 to 2446 and encodes 674 amino acids.